AAAAAAUGGGAAACAGUUUCAAAGUCCAAAAUGGAUAACGGUAAGUCAUCGGCGAUGACGAGAACUUCCGAUCCGAAACCGAAAGAUUGGGCUUCUGUCGACGUCGGAACCCUACGUCCGUCCUUAAAAUCCAAACCUUAAGUCCGAAGUAAUCAAUUCGGACAAAAUCUUACAUCUCCAAAUUCCGAUGAUUUAGGAUCGAUUUCUAGGAUCUUUAUCACGCCAUUCUUCUCGUGCCCGGAGAUUUCAGUGUCUGAUUCAGAGCUCUAUUUCUUUCUUGAUGGAUCUUUAUUACGCCAUUCUUCUGAAUCAGACACUUUGUUCUGAUUGUUUGCAGAUUGGAGAGCGGGAAGGUUCAAAUUGUUAGGGGUUUUCGUAUCGUUCCUUUUUCUUUUGUACAGAUUGCAUUGAUUUUCCAGAAAUUGUACAACGCCCUUAAUUGAUCUGUUUUUGGGUUUUCGUUAGUUGUUCUUGAGUUACUGUGUUUAAUUAUCUUCACGGAUUGGAUAGGUUAGGAUGCGAUCCAGACGCAAUGUGGCUCCAGCGAUUGAUUUGUUCCCAAACCUUAAACCUCCGCACAGAACUUUAGGUUUUCACAGGACACUUGUUCUAAUCAUCACAUUCCUUGCAUAUGCGUCCUUCCAUGCCUCGAGAAAACCUCCGAGCAUCGUUAAGAGUGUGCUUGGACCAACAAUCCCGGUAAAUUCAUCAAACAUUUUGCUGAGUCCGCCCUCAAAUGUAACUGGGUGGGCUCCUUUUAAUGGACCUGACGGCAUCCAGUUGCUAGGGAAGCUUGAUCUUGCAUUUCUUUCUGCAUAUUCCAUUGGAAUGUAUUUUGCAGGGCAUGUUGGUGACCGGAUGGACUUGAGAUUAUUUCUUGUUUUUGGGAUGAUGGGUAGUGGCAUUUUCACGAUACUAUUUGGGUUAGGAUAUUGGUUAAAUCUUCAUGUAUUGUUGUUUUUCAUUACUGUUCAGAUUAUAUGUGGUCUAUUUCAGUCGAUUGGAUGGCCAUGUGUGGUGGCAAUUGUAGGAAAUUGGUGUGGCAAAGAAAAGAGGGGACUCAUAAUGGGUGUCUGGAAUUCACAUACUUCCAUUGGAAACAUCAUUGGAUCGAUUGUAGCUUCUGGGAUUUUGGAAAUUGGAUGGGGUUGGUCGUUUGUAGUACCUGGUGCUUUGGCCAUUUUUGUUGCCAUUUUGGUGUAUCUGUUUCUUGUUGUGAGUCCUGAAGACAUUGGAUUUGAAACCUUUGUUAGUGUUAGCGAGACUGAAUUGAAUGCUGAGGCGAUUCCAGUUGAAAAAUCAGAGAACGCAGAUUCAGAAGCAACAGUGUUGCUUGAUGUUGAGCAUCAUUCAGAUUCUAUGCCUGCAAUUGGCUUCUUAGAGGCGUGGAGGUUGCCGGGUGUUGCGCUUUUUGCUGGCUGUCUCUUCUUUUCCAAGCUUGUCGCUUACACUUUUCUCUACUGGCUGCCAUUUUACAUCAGACACACAGCUGUUGCUGGUGUGCAUUUAUCUCAUAAAACAGCCGGCAUCCUGUCCACGAUUUUCGACGUUGGAGGUGUUUGUGGAGGAAUAUUAGCAGGAUUAAUCUCUGAUUUGAUCGAUGCUCGUGCAGUUACUUCAAUAACAUUCCUGCUACUCUCAAUUCCUGCUUUAGUUCUCUACCGUGCUUUUGGGAGCAUUUCCACAGUCACCAACACCUGUUUGAUGUUUCUUUCGGGGUUACUUGUCAAUGGCCCCUACUCACUUAUUACCACAGCUGUUGCAGCUGACCUCGGCACUCAAAGUAUACUUGCAGGGAAUUCCCGAGCUUUAGCAACCGUGACUGCAAUCAUCGAUGGCACUGGGUCUAUUGGGGCAGCUCUUGGGCCUCUUAUGGCAGGAUAUCUUUCCAGUAGAGGAUGGAACACUGUCUUUUUCAUGCUGAUUCUUUCCAUCUUCUUUGCUGCCCUCUUCUUGGUUAGUUUAGCUUUAUCCGAAAUCAAAGUAAAGUUGGAGCAAGGACGAUGGUUUUCUAGUUCCCACACCUCAACGACAGUGGUUUAGUAUAGAGUAUUAGAUUUCUGAUAGAAAAUAUAUUUGUACAUCUUUGUAUCCUAUUCCUUUGUAUUCCUUAGAGAAAGAUUCAUGUACCAAUCAUACACAGCAAUUGAUUGGUAGAAUACAAAAAAA
Cucurbita maxima (winter squash) is the source of this 2169-nucleotide messenger RNA. Its product is annotated as putative glycerol-3-phosphate transporter 5. Bases 517 to 2043 code for a protein of 508 amino acids. NCBI's taxonomy places the organism in Eukaryota, Viridiplantae, Streptophyta, Magnoliopsida, Cucurbitales, Cucurbitaceae. The transcript is spliced from 4 exons. Gene Ontology annotation, molecular function: transmembrane transporter activity. Gene Ontology annotation, cellular component: membrane. The record is from RefSeq and is a predicted model, not a curated record. Gene Ontology annotation, biological process: transmembrane transport; phosphate ion homeostasis.